CGAGAGGCUGUUCUUCGAGACGGCACACCGCCUGGUGGAGGAUGGCUGGAAAUAGCUGGGCUAUGAGUACCUCAACAUUGACGACUGCUGGUCAGCUAAGCAGCGGGAUGCAGCGGGACGGCUGAUUCCCGACCCUGAGAGGUUCCCCAGCGGGAUUAAAGCCCUGGCUGACUACGUCCAUGCCCGGGGCCUGAAGCUGGGCAUUUAUGGUGACCUGGGCACCCACACCUGCGGGGGCUACCCGGGUACCACGCUGGACCUUGUGGAGCAGGAUGCCCAGACCUUUGCGGAGUGGGGUGUGGACAUGCUGAAGCUGGAUGGGUGCUACUCAUCAGCAAAAGUGCAGGCAAAAGGCUACCCAGCAAUGGCAAGGGCCUUGAACGCCACAGGCCGCCCCAUCGUCUACUCCUGCAGCUGGCCAGCAUAUCAGGGGGGGCUCCCCCCUAAGGUGAACUACACCAUCCUGGCAGAGGUCUGUAACCUGUGGCGCAACUACGGUGACAUCCAGGACUCCUGGGACAGUGUGCUUUCCAUCCUGGACUGGUACUCCACAAACCAGGACAUGCUGCAGCCGGCAGCUGGCCCGGGCCACUGGAAUGACCCGGACAUGCUCAUCAUUGGAAACUUUGGCCUUAGCUACGAGCAGUCCCGCUCCCAAAUGGCCUUGUGGACGGUGAUGGCAGCUCCACUCUUUAUGUCCACGGAUCUCCGCACCAUCUCCCCGAGUGCCAAGGAGAUCCUGCAGAACCGCCUGAUGAUCCAGAUCAGCCAAGACCCCCUAGGAAUCCAGGGGCGCAGGAUUGUCAAGGAGAAAUCCCACAUUGAGGUGUUCCUGCGCCCGCUGUCCCAGGCCGCCAGUGUCCUCGUCUUCUUCAGCCGCAGGACGGAUAUGCCCUUCCGCUACACCACCAGCCUGGCCAAGCUCCACUUCCCUGAGGGUGGUGUGUAUGAGGUACAUGACGUGUACAGCGGGAAGAUCAUCAGCGGCUUAAAUACAGGAGACAGCUUCUCAGUCAUUAUUAACCCCUCAGGGGUGGUGAUGUGGCAUCUCCGUCCCAUGGCACGGGCCUGGCACGUUGACAGGCAGCGAGACCCCAGUGGGGGCUUCCGCCCGGUACGCCUGUGA
Messenger RNA from Mesitornis unicolor (brown roatelo), 1126 nucleotides. RefSeq names its product N-acetylgalactosaminidase, alpha- (gene NAGA). The record is from RefSeq and is a predicted model, not a curated record. Gene Ontology annotation, molecular function: alpha-galactosidase activity. The transcript has 7 exons. Gene Ontology annotation, cellular component: cytoplasm. Gene Ontology annotation, biological process: glycoside catabolic process; glycosylceramide catabolic process; oligosaccharide metabolic process. The annotation marks the transcript as partial. NCBI's taxonomy places the organism in Eukaryota, Metazoa, Chordata, Aves, Mesitornithiformes, Mesitornithidae.